AUGAAGAGCACCAUUGCCAUCGCAGCUUUCCUGGCUGGCGCUAAUGCCCUCGUUGGUCGCCGUGAUACCUGCUGUUUCGAGCUCACUGCCUCUGGAAGUGCCUCCGGUACUCUUGGCCAGCUGACCGACGGUCAAGUCCGCCUUGGUGACACCACCUUGUCGCCUUCCACGUUCUGCAUCUCGAACUCUAUCAUUACUGAUAGUGAGGGCCGUGGAUGUGUUAUCACUUCGGAGACUACUCAGUUUCAAUGUGACCAGGGCGCCACCGGCACCUCUGGCUUCACCUUAGCCUCUUCUGGGUUGCUGAGCUUUGACGGUAGCUCAUCUUUCAUCGCUUGCCAGACUGGCGAGGACAACGGUAGCAACAUCUACACCACCAACAGCACCGAUGUGACCCAGUGUGUUAGCAUCCAGCUGACCGGCGACUCGUGCGCCGCUGCUUCCUCCUCCGUGGUAUCCUCUGUUGUCGCUUCUUCUUCGCCGGCUUCCAGCACCCCCGUUGGUGUAUCGCCUGUCACUACGGCUGCGUCUUCGGUCCCUGCUCUCCCUACCUCUAGCCCUCUUAUCCCCAGCAGCCCGGCCAAGGUCUCUACCCCAGUUGUCUCUACUCCAGUUGUCUCUACUCCAGUUGUCUCUUCCAGCGCUGCGAUCACGAGCUCCUCAUCCGCCACUGCUUCGAGCACCAUCACUACCAGCACUACCAGCACUUCUUCUACAACUAGUGCCUCCGCCUCUAGCGCUGCCUCCACAACUGCUGUCAGCGGCUCAGCUGUCUCUGCUCCCAUGGGUCUCGCCCACUGGGUCGCUUCGGUUGCUGCGAUGCUGAGCUUGAUGGUGCUUUACUAG
Penicillium odoratum is the source of this 846-nucleotide messenger RNA. RefSeq lists its product as uncharacterized. Bases 1 to 846 code for a protein of 281 amino acids. Lineage: Eukaryota; Fungi; Ascomycota; Eurotiomycetes; Eurotiales; Aspergillaceae. The transcript is spliced from 2 exons. The record is from RefSeq and is a predicted model, not a curated record.